UCAGCACUGUUAAAGCUGUGAGUUGUUUGUCGUCCAUUUUGAGGAAAUAUUCCCGCGUUUUUAUUACUUGAAGCUUACAUAGCUGCGCGUCGUGUUAAUUCAGUUAUAAAGUAAUUUAUAGAUGUCCUCGCCAAACGCUCAAGUUGAUAUACAAGCAGCUAAGAAAAUGAAAAUCGACAAUAAAUGCGUUUUGCGUUUCGCUAAGCUUACAGAGCACGCCGUGGCGCCCCAGCGUGGAUCAGAACGAGCUGCCGGCUUUGAUUUAUGCAGCGCUUAUGAUGUGGUGGUACCAGCGCGUGGCAAGGCAGUGGUCAAAACAGAUCUGCAGGUGCAGGUGCCAGAAGGCUCUUAUGGUCGUGUGGCACCUCGCUCCGGCCUGGCCGUAAAGAACUUCAUCGAUGUAGGCGCCGGUGUUGUCGACGAGGAUUAUCGAGGCAAUCUUGGUGUUGUCCUCUUCAAUCAUUCGGACACAAACUUCGAGGUAAAGCACGGUGAUCGUAUUGCCCAGUUUAUUUGCGAACGCAUAUUCUAUCCGGAAUUGGAGGAAUUGGACAAAUUGGAAGAUACCAAACGUGGAGAGGCAGGAUUUGGUUCCACUGGCGUCAAGGAACUACCAUCAGCCAAGCAGAAGAAUGGCAGCGAGAAGGCGCCACUGGGCGAAAACGAAGCCAAGCCCAUUGCCACAUAGAGGAAACGUGAUAAGCCAGCCAGCCAGAUAGAUUUACCAUAAGAUUCAUAUGCAUUGUAUUACAAACUAACAUUAAAGUAUCUAAGUCUAAUGAUUGUUCAUUGAAAUCCAUCAAAAAUAUCUUUAAAUAAAGCUCAAUACUUUCUAUAUA
Messenger RNA from Drosophila hydei, 839 nucleotides. It is a transcript of the gene dUTPase, whose product is annotated as deoxyuridine 5'-triphosphate nucleotidohydrolase. The transcript has a single exon. Gene Ontology annotation, molecular function: dUTP diphosphatase activity; magnesium ion binding. The coding region runs from base 122 to 688 and encodes 188 amino acids. Gene Ontology annotation, biological process: dUTP catabolic process; dUMP biosynthetic process. The record is from RefSeq and is a predicted model, not a curated record. Lineage: Eukaryota; Metazoa; Arthropoda; Insecta; Diptera; Drosophilidae.